GGGCUAUGCGUUCUGACAACUUUCUCUGAUCUGAUAUUUGACACUCAGUAUAGAGUGUUGUUUGGUCGUCCUCCAUCUGCAGCUCAGAGAUGUCGACAAAACGACGAGCUGCGGCUGCAAGCGGUGCCUGGCAUCGCCCCGAGGACAGCACCGCUACGGCAAACGGUAUAAAAACGGGCAAAGUCGAAGACAAACAAGCCGUUUCGUACACUGUCACGGGUUCAACAUUCGUACCGGCUUUCCUUGUCUUCGUCUGCCCCGUCUUUGCCAUGGUCUUCAUCAGAAUCAUCGUGGAAUUCGACGGAGACCUGCUGGAAUUCGCACGCGUCGCUGCGAGAGACGGCCCCCUACAGAUACUCAAGACGAGCGUAUUCCCGUACGUUUUCGGUUCCCGCAGAGCCUGCGAGUUUAUCCUCCCUUUCGCCGCCUUCCAGCUCCUCCUAAUGCGACUCGUCCCUGGAAAAACUACCCGGGGGCCGGUCACGCCGGCUGGAAACAUUCCCAUUUACAAGGCCAACGGUCUUUUGUCAUACUUCAUAACCCUAGCUGUGUUCUGCCUAUGUGGGUUCGUGUUCAAGAUUUUCAACCCUGCGGAGGUUUACGACCAUUACCAGGAGAUAAUCGGGACUCUAAACCUCUUCAGUCUGGUGUUUUGCCUCGUUAUCUCCCUCAAGGGUAAGCUCCUGCCAUCAUCGACCGAUUCCGGCGCCAGCGGCAACCCCAUAUUCGAUUACUAUUGGGGAACGGAGCUCUACCCGCGGAUUUUGGGUUGGGACGUGAAAAUGUUCACAAACUGUCGUUUCGGGAUGAUGAGUUGGGGACUUUUUCUGCUGUGCUACGCAGCGAAGCAAUACCAGCUCGGAAGUCUGAGUGACUCUAUGGUUGUUUCCGUGGUGCUGCAACUGAUCUACAUCACCAAGUUUUUCCAGUGGGAGAUGGGGUACAUGAAGAGCCUGGAUAUCAUGCAUGACAGAGCCGGAUUCAUGCUGUGCUGGGGCUGUAUGGUGUGGGUUCCCUCUGUCUAUACAAGCCACACCCUCUACCUCACCACCCACCCUAACGACCUGGGGCUUCCCGUCUCCGUGGCGAUUAUCGCUCUCGGGAUCUUCUGCAUAUUCUUCAACUACGACGCAGACCGCCAGCGGGAACAGGUACGGAAUACGGACGGGAAUUGCACGGUAUGGGGACGCAAACCGGAGAUAAUCCGAGCUACUUUCCACACGAGCGAGGGCCAGGAAAGGAAGAGUAUUCUACUGAUGUCGGGAUGGUGGGGAGUUUCCCGCCAUUUCCACUACGUCCCUGAAAUAACCGCCGCGUUUCUGUGGACCAUUCCGGCGCUGUUCUCGAGCCCAAUCCCGUAUUUCUACGUCACGUUCCUGGUCAUUCUACUGACACACCGGGCGAUCAGAGACGACGUGAGAUGUGCGGAAAAAUACGGAGAGUUCUGGAACGAGUAUUGCAAGAAAGUACCUUACAAGAUAAUCCCUUUUAUCUUCUAG
Molecule: messenger RNA, 1499 nt
Organism: Geodia barretti
Lineage: Eukaryota; Metazoa; Porifera; Demospongiae; Tetractinellida; Geodiidae
Source: the annotation of a GenBank genome assembly